UCAUGCUCUCCGCUCUCCGCGCUUCUAUCAACAACUGGUUGUCCCGCCGCGGACGCAGCCUCGUGGACUCCGCAUACUCGCUUUUCUCUUGUUCUUCAAGACUGCCAACAUUUCAAUGAUCACGAAAGUUGGUUAGCCUGCCAAUGCGCUCGUGUGUUUUCAUUUGUAUUCUGGAUCAUCGUGUUUUGAUGUUUGUAACAUAUUGAUGGUGAAAUGGUCACACUAGAUGAAACUUUUGAGCAGUUUGAGGAAGAGGAAACAGAUGUUCAUUUGGGAUCCACCCUUUCCGGAAGGAAACGAUUAUUUUCAAAAGAAUUACGGUGUAUGAUGUAUGGUUUCGGCGAUGACCAGAAUCCCUACACGGAAAGUGUCGAUUUACUGGAGGAUUUAGUAAUAGAAUUUAUCACAGAAAUGACCCACAAGGCUAUGGAAGUUGGACGCACAGGAAGAGUUCAAGUGGAAGACAUUGUAUUCCUUGUAAGAAAAGAUUCAAGGAAAUAUGCAAGAGUCAAAGACCUAUUAACAAUGAAUGAAGAAUUGAAGAAGGCUAGAAAAGCUUUUGAUGAAGUUAAAUAUGCUGGUGAAACACCUGUUUCGUAAUUUUUUUUAAAUUUCUUCUUCUUCUUGGAGUUGUGCAAGUAAACUCAUCUGGUCAUUUUGAUGGCAAGAUGGCAGCUAGUAUGAAGAUUGUGAGGAGAAUAAACAUUACAUGUACCCAAUGUGUUGAUAAAGAAUUUUGUCUUGUUUGAUUUAUUUAUCAUCCCUAUUUCCUUCGACUUUUUGUAAUGUAAUUUGUUGUAAAAGUAUGCUGCAAACUUUUUUUUUGGAGAAGUUGGAGAAGUUUUUUUUUGGAGAAGUUGUAUUUCUAACGUUAGUUUAGGUUACAUAAAGUUGUUUUUUCACCCUAACAAUUUGCAAAUAUUUUCUUUCAAUAAUACAAUUUUAAUUUAUUAGUUGCAAUAAAAGAUGUUCUAUGAGUAAUGGCAAAACUGGCAAGUUGUUUUUAACUUUUAAUUUUAAGAUUGGAUGUCAUGUAAUAAAUUGAAUUGUAUAUAAAUAUGAAAAUUUGGAAAUAUUACAAUACUCAAUGAAGUCAGCAUGUUUCUUCAUUUUUUUUCAAGAAUCCUCUCUCUUACAACCUAAUUUAAAUUCAAUUUGAAGCUGGGCCAUUUCAUGAAAUGGAAAAACUACAGCUGGUUUUACACAUUAGCAAUUUGUGGUAAAAAAAUAACAAAAAUAUUUUCAAGUUAAAUAUCCAUAGCCAUAA
Messenger RNA from Gryllus bimaculatus (two-spotted cricket), 1267 nucleotides. NCBI's taxonomy places the organism in Eukaryota, Metazoa, Arthropoda, Insecta, Orthoptera, Gryllidae. The record is from the annotation of a GenBank genome assembly.